Messenger RNA from Pogona vitticeps (central bearded dragon), 2947 nucleotides. It is a transcript of the gene MINDY1, whose product is annotated as MINDY lysine 48 deubiquitinase 1. The record is from RefSeq and is a predicted model, not a curated record. Gene Ontology annotation, molecular function: cysteine-type deubiquitinase activity; cysteine-type carboxypeptidase activity; K48-linked deubiquitinase activity. Gene Ontology annotation, cellular component: cytosol; cell periphery. Gene Ontology annotation, biological process: protein K48-linked deubiquitination. Lineage: Eukaryota; Metazoa; Chordata; Lepidosauria; Squamata; Agamidae.
UUUUAAAAAAAUUAUAAUUUUGUUUUAUAUUCCUUUUUUUAAGGAGAGGGGGGAAAUCUUCUUUUAAAAAAAGGUGAAGUCUGAGGAUAAUUAUCCAGUGUGAAUACAUGCACAUCUGCUCCCAUGGAGGCAGCAGGAGAUUGGGCUUCCGGGAUGUUAAAUAACUGCAUUUAAAGUUAACAAAGAAAGAAAGAAAGAAGACGAGGAGUUGGCAGAAUCUGUCGCUACCUGAUACUGGCAAAUAGAAGAAGAACGGAUCAUUUAAAAUAAUAAUAAUAAUAAUAAUAAGGAUUGCUUUUUGGCAUCAAUGUUUUCAGCAGUGCCUAAUGAAAACGAGCUCCUGAGCCAGCAAAAAGACAUUUUAAUACAAUUUUUACCUUGCAUUUAGGGCAGCUUUUAAAUUAGGCAAGGAAAACCUCAGAGAGCAAAAGCUAGGGAGGCUUCAGGCCAGUUAUAUAGGAGACUUGGCCUCGUUGCCAUUAUUUCACGGAGAAAAUUCAGAUUGGGUCUCACGACCAUUACCUGUUUUUGAGAGGACGGGAGGUGGUAGUCUGAGGUGAGGCUGUUGAGCGAUCUCUUCAGAGCAGGGAGAGGAGAGCUUCCUUUUGCCAAAGCUGGCAUCGGUUUUCCUCUUGAGAAGCGGAGCCAGGAAACCGGCAAGCGAGGAAUUCAAAGUUCAGCAGAAAGCACAAGGAGAGAUCCGUGUAGAUUUCUUGCCAGAGCAAAAGAAAUCCAUCUCGGAGGUUUUUUCUUGAGGUGAACGAUCAGACGAAGGGUCCUAAGAGAAACCUCGGAGGAGGGGGGAGAGCGCCCUCCCAUAAAUGGAGCCCAAAGAAUCCACCGGAGGACACGGGGAAAAGGAAUCGGCGAACCCCCAGCUGAUCGGGGCUGCCCAGGGGGAAGGGGUGAAGGAGGCCGUUUCAGGAACGGAGGCCGUUUCCGACGUCCCUGUCGGAAAUGGGCAGGACCAAGAUGCAGCCGAGAUGCCCGCAGGGGAGGAAACUCCCCUCGGAAGUUGCAAGGAGAGCGCUUUAAAAGAAGACAGUGGCUCGGAGGAAAAAAUUAUGGAGUCUCUGGGAUCCCAAGGGGCAGACUCUGGAGCCCUUGAAGAGUCUGCAGGAGGAGCGGGUGACCCACUAGGGAGCCCUGAACCUCGGCCAGAUGUUCCCAUCGCCAAGCCAGUGGCCAGUGGCUCCGGCAGCGGCCCCUCCGAACCCCCUGAUCCGGCUGCCCAAGAGGCGGCCGGCAAGCCUCGGUCUUCUCCGGCCAACCAGCCUGAACCGCCGGACUUCUACUGCGUGAAGUGGAUCAGCUGGAAAGGGGAGAGGACGCCGAUCAUCACCCAGAGUGAGAACGGACCCUGCCCGCUCCUGGCCAUCAUGAACAUCCUGUUUUUGCAGUGGAAGGUGAAGCUGCCCCCGCAGAAGGAAGUGAUUUCCUCCGAGGAGCUGAUGGCUCACCUAGGCGAUUGCAUUUUAUCUAUCAAACCCCAAGAGCAGACCGAAGCCCUGCAGCUGAAUUUCCAGCAGAACGUCAACGACGCCAUGAUGGUUUUGCCCAAACUCUCCACGGGGCUGGACGUGAAUGUAAGGUUUACCGGAGUCUCCGAUUUCGAGUACACCCCUGAGUGCAUCGUCUUUGAUCUCCUUAACGUCCCUCUUUAUCAUGGGUGGCUGGUGGACCCUCAGAUACCGGACGUGGCCCAGUCUGUUGGCAAGUUGAGCUAUAACCAGCUGGUGGAGAAAAUUAUCACCUGUAAACACUCCAGUGACCCUAACCUGGUGACUGAAGGUCUGAUUGCAGAGCAGUUUCUGGAAUCGACAGCUUCUCAGCUCACCUACCACGGCCUCUGUGAGCUCACGGCCACCGUCAAAGAGGGAGAACUCAGCGUCUUUUUCCGGAACAACCACUUCAGUGCCAUGAUCAAGCACAAGAGCCACCUGUACCUCCUGGUGACAGACCAAGGUUUCCUACAUGAGGAGCAAGUGGUGUGGGAGAGCCUCCACAACGUGGACGGGGACAGCUGCUUCUGCGACGCCGAGUUCCACCUCAGCCACGCCUUGGGCACGGAGGCCGCUGGCGGAUCCCCCGAGGAGGAGCAGCAGCAGCAGCGGCAGGUGGACCAGGACUACAUGAUUGCCCUCUCUCUCCAGCAGCAGCAGGGCGGGCCCGCUUUGAGCGACCUGGAGCUGGCACAGCAGCUGCAGCAGGAGGAAUAUCAGCAGCAGCAGCCGCUCCCGCCGCCCCCACCUCCCACCGCAGCCCCUGCAGCACAGGGGAGAAGCCCCCCGCCACCAUCCCGCUCCUCUGGAGAGCGCCGGCAGCGGCAGAAGCAGGAUUUAGACUGUAUCGUCCUCUAAAGCCGACCCCGAGGGGGGUGCUGGAGCAUCCUUUUUCUCCUCCCAGCACCCCAAAACCUCCAGGACCGGAUGCGAAGACCAUGCCUCGAUUCCGUUAACACCCCCCCUUUUCCAGGGCUGCUGUUUCUGGGAUUCGGCAGAAGACGGGCUUGAAAUCAAACUUUAACAAGGACCGAGGGAAGCUAACGUUCAGCUAACAACCCACUGAUCGUCCUUGGGGGGCUGGCAUUCCGUUCUUCCUGCCUUCUGCACCAAACCACCCCACGGCUGGGUUGUUUUAAGCUGACAGAGGCAGACCUUGUUGAGGACCUGAUGGUGAGGAUAUCAGCGUGAGGGUGGCGCAGAGAGAGAGAGAGAGAGAGAACCCCCCACUUGCACCAAGUCAGUCCAAGCAUAGAGACAACCAGGCCUGUAUCUCAGAGCAGAUCUUUUUUCCUGACGUUUACGGGAAGCAGUGGCCACCCACAGCAAGGUGAGCCCUGAGGGAUCCACACCCCUCCGAAACAGGCCUUGGGAAAGUUGCUUUUCUGGAGUCCAUUCAGAGUUGUAAUCCCCAAAAGUUGCUUCCAUAAAGCUUUGCUCUCUGG